CGAAGUUGUUCUCAAUUAUUAAAAAAAUUUAAUCAUUAGAAACCAACAAGAAUCCUACCAAGAAAAUAAACAUUACAUCCAACCUCUAAACAAGUCCAUACACAUACUCACAUUGCCGUCUUAAGAGAAUAGAACUGAGCUUAAACAUUCUCAAUAGUCCACAUAAUUAUGCUCUUUUAUUCUGAACAAAAAACAAAGAUAUGCUCUUUUAGCAGCACUUAGAUGUGCUCUUUUUGCGGUACGGCACAGCUUGAACAAAUCCCAACCGGCUAUAUCAGUAUGAUCUUUUAGCAGUACCUGCGAAAACAAUGACAAACUCACUCAUAUGGAGACACAGGCCCAUCUCCUCCUCGAACUUCUAUAUAUAUCGUUGCAACAAAUCAUUAUAGAAACACAAACAGCAACACAUUUCUUCUAUUGCAUUUCUCAAUGAAGUGUGAAUAUUUGCCAGACAUGGCUACCAUCACAUUUCUUCUCACUCUUAUUUUUCUGCUGAAUUUCUGUCCUGAGGUUGCCGAGGGAAGUAACUUUCCCAGGGCGGAUGAAGGAAUAGACAAGGAUGAGUUGAAAACUUAUGUCGUGCACAUAAAGCAACCGAAGGGACGAGUUCUUACCCAAUAUGAUGAUUUGGGUAGCUAUCACCAGUCAUUUCUGUCGGUUACCUCUGAAAACUCAAACAAACGAAACCGCUUGCUUUACUCGUACCAAAAUGUGGUCAGUGGCUUCGCAGCAAGACUGACAGAGGAUGAAGUGAAGGCUAUGAAAAUGAAGAAUGGGUUUGUGUCGGCACAUCCAGAAAGAAUGUUCCGUGUACAAACAACACAUACCCCCAACUUCUUGGGAUUGCACCACAAUAUGGGGUUCUGGGAAGAAUCAAAAUUGGGAAAGGGCGUCAUCAUUGGAGUAGUGGAUUCUGGAGUUCUGCCAAGCCAUCCUUCGUUUGGCGAUGAAGGAAUGCCUCCGCCACCUGCCAAAUGGAAAGGGAAGUGUGAAUUCAAUGGCUCGGACUGUAACAACAAAAUCAUUGGUGCAAGGUCAUUUAACAUUGCAGCCAAGGCUUCAAAAGAAGUGAACCCAAUGCCACCAUUUGAUGAUGAUGGGCAUGGAACCCACACAGCCAGUACAGCUGCGGGUAGGUUUGUGAAGAAUGCCAAUACACUGGGACAGGCUAAAGGAACAGCAGCUGGGAUAGCACCUCAUGCUCACUUGGCAAUUUACAAAGUGUGUUUUGGACCUGAUUGUCCAGAAAGUGAUAUGUUAGCUGGAAUUGAUGCUGCUGUCACUGAUGGCGUUGAUGUGAUCUCAAUCUCUCUCGGAGUAGAGGAUUUAGUUCCAUUCUUUAAUGAUAGCAUUGCAGUAGCCUCAUUUGCAGCAAUUCAAAAAGGAAUAUUUGUAAGUUGCGCAGCAGGAAACUUCGGCCCUUUCAACGACACAAUACGGAAUGGAGCCCCAUGGAUUCUAACUGUUGGAGCAAGCACCAUUGAUAGACACAUCAAAGCCACAGCAAAACUUGGAAACGGGGAAGAACUUGAUGGUGAGUCCGUGUUCCAACCAGAUGACUUCCCUCAAACAUCAUUGCCUCUCGUUUACACCGGAUCCAAUGGCAAAUCAAAUUCUUCUUUCUGCGGUGAGGGAUCCUUUAAAGGUAUAAAUGUCAAAGGAAAAGUAGUAUUGUGUGAUCGAGGAGGAGGGAUAGCAAGAAUUGCUAAAGGAGAGGAAGUGAAAAAUGCUGGUGGUGCAGCAAUGAUUCUCAUGAACCAAGAAACUGAUGGCUUCAGCACUGCAGCCGAUGCUCAUGUUCUGCCUGCAACACACGUGAGUUAUGCUGCCGGACUGAAGAUCAAAGCCUAUAUUAACUCAACAACAACACCUGUCGCAGCAAUCUUGUUCAAAGGAACUAUCAUCGGAGAUCCAUUGGCUCCUACUGUUGCUUCUUUUUCCUCGAGAGGGCCAAACACAGAAAGUCCAGGGAUUCUGAAACCAGACAUUAUUGGACCUGGGGUCAGCAUUCUUGCUGCUUGGCCAUUACCUCUCAAUGAAAACUCGAAAUCCAUAUUCAAUGUAAUGUCUGGCACUUCAAUGUCAUGCCCUCAUCUCAGUGGUGUGGCAGCAUUGCUCAAAAGCUCUCACCCUUAUUGGUCACCAGCUGCCAUUAAAUCUGCUAUAAUGACCUCGGCUGAUUUGGUGAAUGUCAACGGCGCACCAAUUGUCGAUCAAACACUUCAACCAGCAGACAUCUUUGCCACCGGUGCAGGCCAUGUUAACCCAUCAAAGGCAAAUGAUCCCGGGUUAGUUUACGACAUCCAACCUAACGAUUAUCUCCCAUACUUGUGCGGUCUAGGAUAUACAGAUGAGCAAGUUGGGAUCAUUGUGCACAGGCCAAUCAAAUGCUCAGAAGAAUCAAGCAUAAUCGAAGGAGAACUAAACUACCCUUCAUUUUCAAUUGCACUAGGCACAUGUCAAACAUUUACGAGGACCGUGACAAAUGUGGGUGAAGCAUACUCUUCUUAUUCUGUCAGGGUUACUGCACCAAAAGGAGUAGAUGUGAGCGUUGAGCCAAAUAUGCUUUAUUUCUCAAAGUUGAACCAGAAGGUAUCAUAUUCAGUAACAUUCAGCCGCCACAGUGGGAUGACCAGCAAGUUUAGCCAAGGGUGUUUGGAAUGGGUUUCCACCAAACACAUUGUCAGGAGUGUAAUCUCUAUUAAGUUUACCUAA
Ilex paraguariensis (yerba mate) is the source of this 2715-nucleotide messenger RNA. Lineage: Eukaryota; Viridiplantae; Streptophyta; Magnoliopsida; Aquifoliales; Aquifoliaceae. The record is from the annotation of a GenBank genome assembly.